CAUUGAUGCAGGAAGCACAGUGGAUGCGCUCAGCAUUGAUGCAGGAAGCAGCCCUCCCCCUCUCCGUGUCAGAGUGAUGGUGACCGCUGUCUUGCGCUGGCCUCUCAGACGCGAGUGAUGCAGGCCGCAGAGGGCGGAGACGCGGGCGGGCAGGUGAAGGCUCACCUGCGUGCGUCGCAGGAGCUGCUGGUGGAGUCUCUGUACAACGUGGCGCCGCUGCUGGACCACGCCCUGGCGGCCGGCCUGCUGUCACAGGAGAACUACUACGAGGUGCAGGCGGAGGCCACGCCCCCCCGCCGCGCCCGCCGGCUGCUGGAGGUGGUGCAGGCCCAGAUGGACGAGGACCAGGCACUGUGCUUCCUGCAGUGUCUGAGGAGCUGCCACAAACACUACCCACGCCUACGCAGCUGGCUGUGCAGCAACACGGACAUCAAGCGUGGACCAACAGAGCUGCGGCUGCAGGCUCAGUCUGCAGUGCUGUGCGCUCGGCUCGGCUCGCUGGUGCUGCCGGUGUCUCUGCAGCUCUUCUCAGGCGGGUCUCUGACGCAGUUCGAGCUGGAGCAGCUGCAGGCCGAGCCCACGCCCUACCAGCAAACCCACAGACUCCUGCGCAGCUGCCUGUCCAAGGGCGAGAGCGCCUGCGUCUGCUUCUACCAGGCCCUGUGCAGUCAGGAUGCGCAGCUGGCUGCAGACAUCGAUGCUGAGACUCAGUCACAGGCUGAACACUGCGCCACCCGGGUCAGCAGUCGGUCUGAUACCCUCCCCUCCGUCGCGGGACUCACUGAAGAGCCAAUCAGCAGCUUUCCUGUGGAGGAGAGUACAGCAGGAGCCAAUCUCCCUCACACAGGUGUGCUGCAGCAGGUGGCGGCGCGGCUGGGCGUGGCCGGGGAUGCAGGGGCGGGGCUGAACAUGUGCGAGCUGGGCGUGGCCCUGGGGCUGCCCCGCUGGGCGGUGCGGGACUGUCUGCUGGAGGAGGCGGGCCUGGCGGACAGUGCGCAGCUGGUUGCCCUGGUGACCCUCUUCCUGGAGAAGACGCAGGACGUCCCGCGGCUGCUGAGCCGGGUGGCGGAGUGCGACCCUCAGAGGGUGCGGCUUUCAGAGAGAGGCCGUCUGCUGCUGGAGCUGCUGAAGGAGGCGGAGCUGCUGCUGCAGGGCGGGGCCCGGGACAGGGCGUGGCCCAUCUUCAGCUUCCUGGCGUGGGAGUGCGUGGCGGAGGCGGUGGAGGAGCCGGGGCCGGGGCCGGGGUCGAGGGCGUGGGCGUGGGGCGGGGCCCUGCGCCUGUUGAGGGGCAGUGAGAGGGUGGAGCCGGAGCUCCUGCAGGAGUUGGAGGAGCUGUGGGCGGAGGGGGGGGCGGAGAGCCUCCUGCAGAGCGUUCGCGCCCUGGGCCAGCUGCUGCGUGACCUGCACCCGCUGCACGACGGCCUGCACAUCAGCCCUCCCCAGGAGGGGGCGCUGUACGCCUGCCGCCCGCGCAGACUGCACAGAGUCACCCGCUUCCCUGGCCUGUCAGCGCGGGUCAUCCGCAGGGCACUGACGGCGAGCUCGGCCCCUGCCCCGGCCCCGCCCCCUGCCCCACCCGCUCUGCCACACUGCCCCUAUAGGCAAGUCUGCCUCUCCAUCGUCCGCCUUGCCCACCUCAUCCAGCCGGAGGGGGGUGGCGGCGACCUCUCCCACGCCCCCACCGCCAGUGUCACCUGCCACGCCCGCGCGCUGCUGUCGGGUUGGGGUUUCCGCGGGGACACCUUCGACGUGGGGCUGAGGUGCCGGGUGGAGGCGGUGCUGGAGUGGGACCCCGUGCGGCUGGGCCUGCCGGCACUGUUCCCUCUACACCGUGACACGCUGGCUCAGCUGGAGCGGUACCUGCGGCCCAGCGAGCGCCACGCCUUCCAGCUGUACCCCGACGCCGUGCGCGUGCUGGGCGGGGGGGCGGAGCUCUGCUGGGCAGCCAGCGUCCGCGGGCCCGUUGCCAUCGAUGGCGGGCUGGAGGAGGGCUUCGCCUUCGGCACCUCGGCCCCCGCCUCCCUGCUGAUCCGCCUGCGCUGCCGUGGUUACGAGGGCGGGGAGCCGUUCCAGGUGAGCGAGCCGGGCUGCGUGCAGGUGUGUGGGCUGGGAGAGGAGGGUGUGGCCCAGGCGCAGCGGGAGGGGGCGCUGCUGCUGGCGGCAGAGGGGGGGGCGGUCUGGCUCAGAGAGGGGCCGUCGCGGGACAGACUGCGCUCGCUGAUGCAGAAACACUCUGUCCAGGUACAGGACGCUGGCUGCUGCUUCAGAGUCUCCUCCUCAGCCACGCAGUGCGAGGUGAAGUUCGUUUACAGGAACAGAAAGCUCUCCGCUAGAGCGGAGCGCAGCUGUGAGGUGCUGUGA
This is a messenger RNA of Megalops cyprinoides (Indo-Pacific tarpon), 2361 nucleotides long. RefSeq lists its product as uncharacterized. NCBI's taxonomy places the organism in Eukaryota, Metazoa, Chordata, Actinopteri, Elopiformes, Megalopidae. Bases 118 to 2361 code for a protein of 747 amino acids. The record is from RefSeq and is a predicted model, not a curated record. The transcript has 7 exons. Gene Ontology annotation, biological process: regulation of apoptotic process.